AACAGAACCUCUGCAUCCCCUUCUAACGGACAUUCACCAUGGCUGCUGCUGCUAGGACUCUUCGCAUAGGUCUCAUUCCCGGUGACGGCAUCGGACGAGAGGUCAUCCCGGCCGGCCGACGGGUGCUGGAGUCCCUCCCAUCGUCCUUGAAUCUGAAGUUCAGCUUCGUUGAUCUGGAUGCCGGUUUCGACACUUUCAACCGGACUGGUAGCGCGCUGCCGGACAAGACUGUCGACACCCUCAAGAAGGAGUGCGAUGGUGCUCUGUUCGGAGCUGUCAGCUCCCCCAGCACCAAGGUCGCUGGCUACUCCUCUCCCAUCGUUGCCCUCCGCAAGAAGCUGGACCUCUACGCCAACGUCCGCCCGGUCAAGACUACCGCCGGCAGCAGCAACGGCAACCCCAUCGACCUAGUCAUCGUCCGCGAGAACACUGAAGAUCUUUAUGUGAAGGAGGAACAGACCAAGGACACCCCCAACGGCAAGGUUGCGGAGGCUAUUAAGCGCAUUUCCGAGAGUGCCUCAUCUCGCAUUUCCACCAUCGCUGGCGAGAUCGCCCUGAGACGCCAGAAGAUUCGGGAUGUGGCCCCUGCUGCCGGUCUCCGUACCAAGCCUAUGGUGACCAUCACCCACAAGUCCAACGUUCUUUCGCAGACCGAUGGUCUGUUCCGUGAGACCGCCCGCAAGGCCCUCGCUGCCUCUCGUUUCUCCUCUGUGGAGGUCGAGGAGCAGAUCGUCGACUCCAUGGUCUACAAGCUCUUCCGUCAGCCCGAGUACUACGACGUCAUUGUUGCUCCCAACCUGUACGGUGACAUUCUAUCCGACGGUGCUGCCGCCCUGGUUGGCAGUCUGGGCCUGGUGCCCAGCGCCAACGUCGGUGAUGGCUUUGCUAUCGGUGAACCCUGCCACGGCAGUGCCCCUGACAUUGAGGGUAAGGGCAUCGCCAACCCCAUUGCUACCCUGCGUAGUGUGGCUCUGAUGCUGGAGUUCUUGGGCGAGGAGAACGCUGCCGCUAAGAUCUAUACUGCCGUCGAUGCUAAUCUCGACGAGGGCAAGUAUCUUUCUCCCGACAUGGGUGGCAAGGCUACCACCCAGCAGGUCUUGGAUGAUGUGCUGAAGAGGCUGUAAAAUGAUGAUUAAAAGUAUGUAUGUAUAGUGUGCAGAUAGGAGUAGACUCCGCAGGGAGUACAAUAAUAUAGAAAAUCUGUCACGGA
Messenger RNA from Aspergillus heteromorphus CBS 117.55, 1210 nucleotides. It is a transcript of the gene lysB, whose product is annotated as homoisocitrate dehydrogenase lysB. The coding region runs from base 39 to 1124 and encodes 361 amino acids. Gene Ontology annotation, biological process: isocitrate metabolic process; tricarboxylic acid cycle. Lineage: Eukaryota; Fungi; Ascomycota; Eurotiomycetes; Eurotiales; Aspergillaceae. Gene Ontology annotation, cellular component: mitochondrion. Gene Ontology annotation, molecular function: magnesium ion binding; isocitrate dehydrogenase (NAD+) activity; NAD binding. The record is from RefSeq and is a predicted model, not a curated record. The transcript has 4 exons.